Messenger RNA from Musca vetustissima, 1290 nucleotides. It is a transcript of the gene JhI-21, whose product is annotated as large neutral amino acids transporter small subunit 2. Gene Ontology annotation, cellular component: membrane. NCBI's taxonomy places the organism in Eukaryota, Metazoa, Arthropoda, Insecta, Diptera, Muscidae. The transcript is spliced from 6 exons. The coding region runs from base 1 to 1290 and encodes 429 amino acids. The record is from RefSeq and is a predicted model, not a curated record. Gene Ontology annotation, molecular function: L-amino acid transmembrane transporter activity. Gene Ontology annotation, biological process: amino acid transmembrane transport.
AUGACGGAACGUUAUGGCAACGGUGUAACCACCGAUCUCGUAGAGUUACCAAUUCGUCAAAAAUCACAGGAAAAAAAUGGCAGCGGUAUCGGUGAAGACCAACCUUUGUCACAGACUAAUGGCGGAGGAGGAGAGGGUGAUAAAAUUGUACUUAAACGCAAACUGACCCUGAUAAAUGGUGUAGCUAUAAUUACAAUUGUGGCAUUGACUUUUGCCCAAUAUGCAGCCAAACCAUUUUUUGAGGAUUGUGAACCGCCGGAAAAUGCCGUAAAACUAUUGGGUGCUGUGUGUUUGUGUCUCCUCACAGCCAUCAAUUGUCUCUCCGUGAAAUGGGCCAUGAAAGUUCAAGAUAUUUUUACUGCUGGCAAGCUCUUAGCAUUGGCAUUAAUCAUUCUGGCUGGUGUUUAUCAAAUGGCCACUGGACAAAUGGAGAAUUUCGAAAAUAUGUGGGAGGGCAAUUAUGGCGUUGAGAAUAUUGGCUUUGCCUUCUAUUCGGGAUUAUUUGCCUUUGGUGGUUGGAAUUAUUUGAAUUUUGUUACCGAAGAAUUACAGGAUCCAUACAAAAAUCUACCCCGUGCCAUUUGGAUUGCUAUGCCUCUGGUCACCGGCAUUUAUGUUCUGGUAAAUCUAGCCUAUUUCGCUGUGGUCUCAAAAACAGAGAUGCUCAGCUCCCUAGCCGUGGCGGUAACAUUUGGUAAUCGAAUGUUUGGCUCGUUGGCAUUUAUGGUACCCAUUUUUGUUGCCUUGAGUACCUUCGGAGGUGUCAAUGGUGUCCUGUUUACAUCGGCCCGACUCUUUGCUACCGGAGCUCAGGAGGGUCAUUUACCAAAAUUCUUUCAACUAUUCCAUAUCAAGCAACAGACGCCCAUCCCUUCUUUGAUAUUUUCUUGUCUGAUGUCAUUGCUGAUGCUGCUGACAGCCGAUGUCUAUGCCUUAAUCAAUUACUUUAGUUCGGUAUUGUGGUUAUCUGUGGUCGCCAGUAUAGCUGGCAUGUUGUGGCUAAGGAAGACGAGACCCGAUAUACCACGUCCGAUUCGAGUACAUACAGCUCUGCCGAUUAUUUUCAUCAUAUGCUGUAUUGUUUUGGUGUUGAUGCCCAGUUUUACACAGCCAAUGAAUCUCCUGAUGGGUUUGGCCAUAACCCUUGCCGGUGUACCAUUCUAUUAUGUGUGUAUUGCCUGGAAGGAUAAACCCAAAUGCUAUGGACGUUUUUCACAUGGCAUUGUACGAUUGUGUCGUGCUAUAUUCAAUACUACCAUUAUCGAGGGUAGUGAAAGUGUUACAAAAUAA